UGAAUGGACCAGGCGUUACGUUUCCUUGAUAAAAUCAAUUUUCGGUCUCAUUCUUUACUUACGGAAUUUGGUAUGCUUCUGUUCAUUUCCCAGGGACAUUCAUUGUUCCAUAGUCGUAUGACCGCUACCGGCUUGCAACUUACUGAUCAGUGUAACAGCCGAUAUCUUGGUCAGCAGAUAUUAUCACACCCAGUAUAUAUUUUCCACGCUUCAGAUGGAUUCUGGGUCAGUUCUUCUGCCUCAGCUUCCUGGACUUAGAAAAAUAUCCCUUCCGCUUCAAUCAUAUGUUCCGAACCACUGCUUCAACUGAGCGAGUGGUGAGCGUCAUUAAAAUGCAGACUGGAAUUUGCUCUCCUGAAGUCACGGUUUACCUGAAACAGGAACCCGAUAUGGAAGACCAAUUACGACCAGGAUUAACACUUCUAGACCAAGGAUUUCGUGGGGGCGACGAGUGGUCUCCGCAACUAGUCAAACUGUUCUACUGCACUUCAGACUAUCGACCGGAAAAUUGGUCCGUUACUGAAGCCCUGAAGCUUUUGUCUCCGGCUCACGAUCCAGUCUUGUGUGUUCGAUUAUGUGUUUCAGUUGACUCUACAAACGAGGAGGAAUCUUUGCAAUUAAACUGGUGGAUCGAGUUUGACGAAGUGCUGACGAUAUUGUCAGAGUUGCUUGAGCCGUCAUCAUUGUUGCCAGUAAACGGCAAGCGUCAUACACAGUUGGGCGUCUGGUCACCACCAACCAGUUCAACAUGGACUCUUCGUACAACCGCACCAGCACUUUGA
This is a messenger RNA of Dicrocoelium dendriticum, 782 nucleotides long. NCBI's taxonomy places the organism in Eukaryota, Metazoa, Platyhelminthes, Trematoda, Plagiorchiida, Dicrocoeliidae. The record is from the annotation of a GenBank genome assembly.